AUGCAGAGCGACGAUGUUAUAUGGUCUGCCAUUGGGCAACAGUUCUGUUCCUAUAAAGUGAAGACUGUGACCCAGAAUUUCUGCAGGAACGAAUACAACGUUACAGGCUUCUGCAACCGCCAGUCAUGUCCUCUCGCAAAUUCACGGUAUGCUACUGUGCGCGAAAAAGAUGGCGUUCUCUACCUCUACAUGAAGACUAUUGAACGUGCGCAUAGUCCUGCACAUAUGUGGGAACGCAUCAAAUUAUCCAAAAACUAUACGAAAGCAUUGGAGCAGAUUGACAAGGAAUUGAUCUACUGGCCGAAUUUCACUAUUCAUAAAUGCAAGCAGCGCAUCACCAAAAUCACGCAAUACCUCAUCAAAAUGCGACAACUAAAGCUGCGCGAUCAACCAAAACUCGUUGGAAUCAAAAAGAAACUCGAGCGCCGUGAGGCCGUUCGUGAGCGGAAAGCUCUCUCGGCCGCCCAUCUUGAACGCGCGAUCGAAAAAGAGCUGGUCGAGCGCCUUAAGUCCAAAGCUUAUGGCGAUGCACCGCUCAAUGUGAAUGAGAGUGUAUGGCAGACAAUUAUGGACCGAGAGAAAGCGAGAGACAAAGUUCAAAAAGGGGACACUGAUGAGCUCGACAUGGUGGCAGAUGAGACAGACGACGAGGAAGAGGACGAGGAGGAGCUUGAGGAAGAUUGGGAUGAUCGGGAGUUCGUGAGUGAUAUUAGUGAGGACGAGGAUGGGUUGAGUGAUCUGGAGGAAGUUGCGGGCAAUGGCAGUGCUGAGGACGACUCAGAAGACGAGGGCAGCGGUGACGAUACCGAAGCGAAGGCGAAACCAUCAUUAGGCAAGCGGAAGUCAAUGUCAAGUCGAUUCGAAAAACCAAUGAGCAGACCUGCUCGCAAACCAAAACGUACGUAUCAUAUUUUACAGCCGCAAUACUUUAACUCACAUUUUUUUAGCUGGUGCGCGAAUAGAAGUAGAGUACGAAAACGAGAUGGAAACGACAGCGAACCGCAAAGCAACUCUAACCAGUUGGUGAUCACCAAUAUCCUCCCACCGGGAUUCAGCUGUAUGUUACCGCCCUGCUAUCAGAUAUAG
Molecule: messenger RNA, 1086 nt
Organism: Heterobasidion irregulare TC 32-1
Lineage: Eukaryota; Fungi; Basidiomycota; Agaricomycetes; Russulales; Bondarzewiaceae
Exons: 6
Coding region: 1-1086 (361 amino acids)
Biological process (GO): maturation of 5.8S rRNA; maturation of LSU-rRNA
Cellular component (GO): nucleolus; preribosome, large subunit precursor
Source: RefSeq, a predicted model, not a curated record